Molecule: messenger RNA, 5389 nt
Organism: Mustela erminea (ermine)
Lineage: Eukaryota; Metazoa; Chordata; Mammalia; Carnivora; Mustelidae
Gene: ESYT2
Product: extended synaptotagmin 2
Exons: 24
Coding region: 101-2797 (898 amino acids)
Biological process (GO): lipid transport
Molecular function (GO): lipid binding
Source: RefSeq, a predicted model, not a curated record
CGGAAGCGCGGGCGGGAGGGGGCGCCGGCGCGGUCCCCUCGGAGGGGCGCUGGUGCGCGGCAGAGGCUCCGCGUGCGGGUGGGGACGCGAACGCUGCGCCAUGAGCGGCGCGGGGAGCCGCGGCGCCGAGGCCGGCGCUGCCCAGGCCGAGUCCGCGGGCGCGGCGCUGAGCGUGGACGUGGCGGGGCUGCUGGCGCAGCUGGCGCGCAGCUUCGCGCUGCUGCUGCCGGUGUACGCGCUCGGCUACCUGGGCCUGAGCUUCAGCUGGGUGCUGCUGGCGCUCGGGCUGCUCGUGUGGUGCCGGCGCAGCCGCGGCCUCAAGGCCACCCGCCUGUGCCGCGCCCUGGCGCUGCUGGAGGACGAGGAGCGCGCCGUGCGCCUGGGGGUGCGCGCCUGCGACCUGCCGGCCUGGGUUCAUUUUCCAGACACCGAACGAGCAGAAUGGCUAAAUAAGACUGUAAAACAUAUGUGGCCUUUCAUUUGCCAGUUUAUAGAGAAGUUGUUUCGAGAAACUAUAGAGCCAGCUGUGCGGGGAGCAAACACCCACCUUAGCACUUUCAGUUUCACUAAAGUUGACGUGGGUCAGCAGCCCCUCAGGAUCAAUGGUGUUAAGGUAUACACUGAAAAUGUGGACAAAAGGCAAAUAAUUUUAGACCUUCAGAUUAGUUUUGUAGGAAACUGUGAGAUUGACUUGGAGAUCAAGCGGUAUUUUUGUAGAGCUGGUGUGCAAAGUAUCCAGAUUCAUGGUACAAUGCGGGUGAUCCUGGAACCGCUGAUUGGAGACAUGCCCCUAGUGGGAGCCUUGUCUAUCUUCUUCCUUAGGAAACCACUUAUAGAAAUUAACUGGACAGGACUGACUAAUCUUCUCGAUAUCCCUGGAUUAAAUGGUCUGUCGGAUACAAUCAUCCUGGACAUAAUAUCAAACUACCUGGUGCUUCCCAAUCGGAUCACCGUUCCUCUCGUCAGUGAAGUCCAGAUAGCUCAGCUGCGGUUUCCUAUACCAAAGGGUGUUCUAAGGAUACAUUUUAUUGAAGCUCAGGAUCUUCAGGGGAAAGAUACGUACCUUAAGGGACUCGUCAGGGGAAAAUCUGACCCGUAUGGAGUUCUUCGAGUCGGCAACCAGAUCUUCCAAAGCAAGGUCAUCAGAGAGAGCCUGAGUCCGAAGUGGAACGAGGUGUACGAGGCUCUAGUCUAUGAACAUCCUGGACAGGAAUUAGAGAUUGAGCUCUUCGAUGAAGACCCAGACAAGGAUGACUUCCUAGGAAGUCUUAUGAUUGAUCUUAUUGAAGUUGAAAAGGAGCGCCUUUUAGAUGAAUGGUUCACCCUGGACGAGGUCCCCAGAGGAAAGCUGCACUUGAAACUGGAGUGGCUCACGUUAAUGCCAAAUGCUUCAAACCUCGACAAGGUGCUAACAGACAUCAGGGCUGACAGAGACGAAGCCAAUGAUGGUCUUUCUUCCUCGUUGCUGAUCUUGUAUUUGGAUUCAGCAAGGAACCUUCCGAGUAUCUACGAGGGAAACUUUGGGUGUGGAUACUUAAAAGAGAGGCGAGCGUCGGGACUAGUGUUUUGUGAAAAUACUACCUCAGUCUAUAGAGCACUAUUUAGUAACCCAUUAGAAUUUAACCCUGAUGUCUUGAAGAAGUCUGCAGUUCAGAAAGCUUUAAAGUCAGGGAAGAAAAUAAACAGCCAUCCAAACCCUCUUGUCCAGAUGUCAGUCGGACACAAGGCCCAGGAGAGCAAGAUUCGGUACAAAACCAACGAGCCUGUGUGGGAGGAGCACUUCACCUUCUUCAUUCACAAUCCCAGGCGCCAGGACCUCGAAGUCGAGGUCAAAGAUGAACAGCAUCAGUGUUCUCUGGGGCAUCUGAAGAUCCCUCUCAGUCAGCUGCUCACCAGUGACGACAUGACCAUGAACCAGCGCUUCCAGCUCAGUAAUUCAGGGCCCAACAGCACUCUGAAGAUGAAGAUCGCCCUCAGGGUACUCCACCUCGAAAAGCAAGAAAGGUCUCCAGACCACCAACACUCAGCUCAAGUAAAGCGACCCUCUGUUUCUAAAGAAGGGAGGCAGAUAUCUGUGAGAUCUCAGAAGUCUGCGUCGCCAGGCUCUGGGGACAGCAGCACAGCCCCGUGCACUCCAGUCAUGGGGAGCAGCAGUAAGCCUGGCAUGGAAGAGAGAACCCAGCCUGUGGAGGCCAGCCCCCAGGGGCUGCGAGACCUGGGCAGGAGCUCUUCCAGCCUCCAGACCGGUGCCACCUGCUCCCCCAGCCAUGUCUCCGUUAAGGAGCCCACCCCAAGCAUAGCCUCAGACAUAUCACUGCCCAUCGCCACCCAGGAGCUUCGUCAGAGACUUCGGCAGCUGGAGAAUGGGACGACCCUGGGCCAGUCGCCUCUGGGGCAGAUCCAGCUGACCAUCCGGCACAGCUCCCAGAGGAACAAACUUGUGGUGGUCGUGCACUCCUGCAGAAAUCUCAUUGCCUUCUCUGAAGAUGGCUCUGACCCCUAUGUCCGCAUGUAUUUGUUGCCAGACAAGAGGAGAUCAGGAAGGAGAAAAACACAUGUGUCAAAGAAAACACUGAACCCCGUGUUUGACCAGAGCUUUGAUUUCAGUGUCUCGCUGCCCGAGGUGCAGAGGAGGACGCUGGACGUGGCGGUGAAGAACAGCGGCGGUUUCCUGUCCAAAGACAAAGGGCUUCUUGGCAAAGUGUUGGUCGGUCUGGCGUCCGAAGAACUAGCCAGGGGUUGGACCCAGUGGUACGACCUCACAGAAGAUGGCACGAGACCACACGUGGUGACGUAGUCCAUCUGGCGCGAGGAGCCUGCCCUGGUGUCCCCACCCACGCUGUGUGCUCAGAGCGCACCCUCCCGCUCAUGUACCAAUACUGGUUUUAUAAUUUCACUGUAUUUAGUUAUAUAAAUCUUCAUAGUUUUAUAAACCAUGUUGACAUUUUAGGCAUAUUUGGCCAAUAUUAUCGUUAGCUUUUAUAUGUUUAAUUUUCUCUAGUAUUUCACCUGUUACAGUAGUGUGUAAUAGGGUAGCAGUUAGUUACUGUGUCACAUAAAGAGGUUUGUCCGUUUUCUCUGCCAGGAACCAGAUGUAUGUAUGUGCUUUACUGUUGCCUUGUUUUGUACACACUGGGGUACACUAUGCCAUGUAAAUAGACUAUUUUUUAUAAUCUCUACAUGCUGGUUUGAAUUCCGAAGAAAAUGGAUUAAGGAAAUAUAUUUUUUUUCUUCUAAAAUGUAUUAAAUUCUUAUGACAGAUAAUCACUUUGUCUUCGCAGGGUAAAGUUCUCAGUGACCAGUUUUAUGGUGUUUCUUAUUAAAAAGGCUGAAAGUUUAAAUAUUAGUAUACUUCUGCCCAUCAUGAAUGAUGAAAGUAUUCAAAAUACUACCAGUUUCUUAAAGAUGUAUCGUUGAGAGUUGAGUGCGUAUAAGGAAAAGUGUAGCUGAGCAACGCAGAAUACGAAGAGCGUUGCCAUGAUCCAUGGAUCAUGGGGCGCUAGUUUGAAAUUUCUUACGUAAAAUGAAAUGUCUUACGUUUAUUUUUAAUUGCUUGAUACAAGUUAUUCAUGAAGUAGUACACAGAUACACAGUUACACUUCCUAAAAUAGAACACAAAUUUUCAGUGUUUUCCCAGCCUGUGAAGACAGGCUCACGUGGUCACCAUGAAGUGUGUGGGGUGGGUCUUAAGUAGGCGGGGAGUCGGUUUGAAAACCGACAGCUCAUCCAUGUGGCCAUCGGUGCCAUGUCGUCCAUCGGAUUCCCUGCGUGAGGCCGCCGGCUGCGGGGCCGAGGGCUCCGGCUUCGCGGCUGGUGAUUGUAAAUAACCAUUUCCUGAGUCUCCUCACUUUAUGCCAUGACUGACCUCAGUACUGGGAUAUUGUUAUACAGCUUUUGUUUGGGUUAUUUGUUUCCUUUUGGGUUAGUAUAGCAUGUUCACAUGCCCGAGGCUCUGCAGUCGUGUCGUUGGCUGAGCGCGUCUCUGAGAAGCGUCUGAUGCAAAGGACUUCCUUCGCCAUGAGAACAUUCUGGGGUCAUGUACUCGGAGACCGAGGGAGUGGAACUCGGUGACCGGACCUGGAGAGCUCGUGGACUCACGGACUGCUCGUGUGACCAAAAUACCAAAGUGCCUGUGGUGGGUGCUGGUGUGACUUCUGCACACUCCUGCCUUCCGGCGAUUUCACGUUGGUUUUAACUGACGCGUGGAACCAUGGGUUUGUUCAUAAUGGAGUCUGUAGUUCACGACACUUUUCACGUCAUCGUAAAGACUGCAUAACCUCACCGUUCCCUAGUUAGUGAAACCUCACUGUCAGCCGUGUCCAAUGUUCAUGUACAGGAGGGAGUUUAUUAAUGUUUCAGUGCACACACAAACUAGGAGCACACAAAUUAGCUGUGGUGUUUUAGUAGCGUGGUGCAGGCAGGGAACUACUUACUAAAUCUGGUCGCCUGCCCAUGGUAUUAGAUUUGUUUUCUUCAUUCAGUCUGUUGAAGGGCUUCUGGCAUGAUCUGUAAAAGAGAACUGCUCACUGAAAUGCUUCAUACCAAUGCUUUUUACCAACACCCUAAACAUUGGGGUUUUGCAGUCAUGUGCUCACCUGUUUGGUACAUAUUUACCUUAUGGAUUUAUUUUAUUUAACAAAUGAGACAAAGUAAAUACAAUGAAAGGUGGAAAGCCAGUUAGCAGCAUGACACUGGCCUUGCGACCCAGGGGCCGGGGAGCCUGGAGACAGACCCUUCUGCAGGUUCCGAGGCCUCUGGCAGCAGACUUUGUUCUGUUCUGCUUGAAAGGAAAGGGACUAUUCUAAAGACGUAAACCGCUUCCCGAGGUGAUUCCGUCCUGUGGCAACGUGAGCAUUUACCGAGAAGCUCUUCUGUCCUGUGGGGAGAGGCGAGAAUGACCGUUGAGGCCAGACUCGGCACUCCGGGAUCCUGGAGUGGAGAACACCGGAGUCCUCGAAAUGUUCAUCCCUGGUUCUUAGUGAUCAAUUCGUCCAGGAAAAGGGAACGUUAACUUUUCUAUAUUGAGCCAAACCAGUGGGAGGAAAAUUAAAUGGAUUUGAAUUUUGUUAGUUUGUACAUGUGGGUUGCUUAUCCUGUGCCUUAAAAUAUGGAAGUGUGGCAGUGGUGUUUUCAGGUUUCAGAUCACAGCUGUACGCACCGCAAAGUACAUUCUGCCCUAGGAGAGUUCGUGUCGCUGACACGCUUCAGCAGGAGGUCAGCCCUUCAGGAACCGUGCGGCCAGCGUGUGUGUGUUUACACUCUGGUCGCUGCCCGCUGCAAGUGGGAAACAGAGGGGGUUUUUUAAUUAUUAUUAUAGAAUGUCCUUUUUGAUCAACUAAUUUUACAUGACAAUGCAUGUAUUUAUUCAAUAAACUUUUACGUUACCUAA